CGAUCACGCGAUCAGUGUAGCACGACGACAAAUGAGCGUCGCACGAUCCAAUAAUCGUGCCAUAUUAACUGGGGCCCAUCCCAAGUGUAUAAAAGAUGUCCCAAUUGGAAUCGAACCUCAGUGUAUCAUACGAAAAGGACAUGUCAACGUCGAAGAGCAGUUCUUUAUUGAGACUCAAUCAAGAGGGCCGUGGGGCCAACGAUUGGCAGGACCACGACACAGACUCAGAGAUCAGCGAGAACGAGUUUUUGACGAAAGGUGCUUUUCUACUAACGCCCAGCCACGAUCUCAGCAUGGAGAAGGCGGCGACCAUUUGCGAGAAAAUGAACUUCCGUGGCGCUUUUUCCCUCACGAAAACGGCUACAGGAAUUUUAUUCAAGUUUAGUAACAUCGACGAUUAUCAGGCGGUUUACAAGAAAGGUUUUCACAAGGUCACUGGAGCUCGAUUUUACAAAAAAGUUGCCAUACCGUGCAGACCGGCGAAGACGUUUACGGUCUACGUGCUGGAUGUACCCGAGGAAGUACCGGAAGACGACAUCAGGCACGCCCUGUACAAGUAUCGAUCUAUCGUCGAAGUAACGAGACUGCCUCUGCACACCGGAACUGUGCUGAAGGCCAUUAAUGACAAAUUGAGAGGCGAUGCCCUAAAUUUCAACGAGCCAGCCACUAUUUACACAGGACCACCGGUAAUAAGAGUUACCCUAGCUAGUGUGGAGGAGACCUCGUUGUUACUGAGCCGGGGUUUGGAUUUUUAUGGGGCCACAUAUUUCCCAACUGAAACACCCCAUCCUGCGGCUCACACCCUCGCCAAAUAUAAAAACAACAGAUGGGCGGAACUAGCAUCGCUUGGAGCUGGACAACGUGUAAGAGAUCUACUUCCGGUUUUCGACAACGCGGGGUUUAAUAAACUAGGAGCACCUGCGAGCCGCAUCAUAAAACCUCAAAGAAACUGACGUUUCCUUUUUAAGGGCAACUGAGCAUGACGACCGUCCAUUAUCUUUAACAAAUUAACUACGAAAAAAUCUUAAAUUUUUUUUUAUGUCUCAAGAAUAAAAAAAAAGGAAAAUUAAUUUUAUGGGCUUAAAACUUAAUUUAUAAAAAGAAGCCCGUAAAUAAAUUUCAAAAAUAAUGACACUAAAAAAAAAAAAAAAAAAAUUUUGCCAUACUAAUUUUCAAGAAUUUCUAACUGACGAAUGCUUGGGUUUGGAAAAUUAUCAACGAGAUUCUAUUAUAUUUAUGAUAAUAAUGUAAAUGAAAUAAAAUGCUACGAAUUUUGUAAAUUAAUAUUUUAAGUAUAUUAAUUAUAACUUGCUGGUAAACACCACAGAAAAACUAGUCACAAUGUAAAGUCUGCAGUUACGUAAUUUAUAGCCAAUAUUUUAAUUGAACGAUUAAUAAUGGAGUCAAUGUGGCAGGAGUAAUCUACUAAUGAAUUGUAAAAUUAUAUUCAACUACUUCAUAUCUGCAUAAUUUUAAUUGUACGACUCUCAAAAGCCUGUAUUUAAUACAUUCAAAAUUGCCGCA
This is a messenger RNA of Leptopilina boulardi, 1524 nucleotides long. RefSeq lists its product as uncharacterized. The record is from RefSeq and is a predicted model, not a curated record. The transcript is spliced from 5 exons. Bases 96 to 953 code for a protein of 285 amino acids. NCBI's taxonomy places the organism in Eukaryota, Metazoa, Arthropoda, Insecta, Hymenoptera, Figitidae.